ACGGCGCUGGCACGUCAGCAGGGCUACGCUGCGGUACGCAAGGCUUUGGAAGAAGCGGCCGGAGCUACUACAGGCAGUGUGAGCAAGUCGGGUGAGUUUGGUGUAUUUGCGACUACUUGCGUGGGCUUGUCUGACCAGGAGCCUGCCAUGCUGGUAGAUGAUGUGGUGUUUACGCGCCUGACUCCGGCUAAGGUGCAAAGCGUGGUCGAGCAACUUAAAGCUGGCAAGAGUGCAGCAGAAAUUGCCAAUCCGGCGCAACACCCAGCAAACACACAAGCCUAUGUAGAUGCCUUGGUACAUGGCGAGGUACAACAAGCAGAUGCAGUGUAUUUCGCACCGGAGGAAGAUUUGGCUGCACCAGUGGAAGUGCUGAAAGCCAUGCUGCAAAAAACACCGCAAGCAUUGUUGAAUGAGAUAAAGGAUGCAGGCAUACUGGGGCGUGGAGGGGCAGGCUUUCCUGCAGGCUAUAAAUGGCAACUGGUACGCGAUACUCCUGCUGCCCACAAAUACAUAAUAUGCAACGCCGAUGAGGGCGAACCCGGAACUUUUAAAGACCGGGUACUCAUGACGCGCAAACCCGAACUGGUAUUUUUGGGCAUGGUGUGCGCUGCUUGGGUCGUGGGUGCGCAGCUUGGCGUGUAUUACUUGCGCUAUGAAUAUCGCUACAUCCAAGCGUAUCUGGAAGCUGUAUUGCAACGCAUGCGCAGCAGCAACUGCUUAGGCAAAAGCAUAGUGGGUAAGGAAGGUUUCGACUUUGACAUCCGUAUACAACUGGGUGCAGGAGCCUAUGUGUGCGGUGACGAGUCGGCCUUGUUGGAGUCUAUGGAAGGUCGCCGCGGUAGCCCACGGGUAAAACCACCCUUACCUGCCGUCAAAGGUUAUUUGGGACACCCCACGGUAGUGAACAAUGUAGAGACCUACGCCGCUGCUGCCCGUGUAGUUGAAAAGGGUGUGCAGUGGUUCAAAAAUAUGGGUACAGAGCGAUCCAGUGGCACACGACUCAUCAGCGUGUCGGGCGACUGCGCACGCCCUGGUGUGUACGAGGUACAGUGGGGCAUUACCCUAAGGACUUUGCUGGAUCUGGUCGGUGCACAAGACGCUGUCGCUGUACAAGUCAGCGGGGCCUCGGGC
Darwinula stevensoni is the source of this 1131-nucleotide messenger RNA. NCBI's taxonomy places the organism in Eukaryota, Metazoa, Arthropoda, Ostracoda, Podocopida, Darwinulidae. The record is from the annotation of a GenBank genome assembly.